Molecule: messenger RNA, 5368 nt
Organism: Manis javanica (Malayan pangolin)
Lineage: Eukaryota; Metazoa; Chordata; Mammalia; Pholidota; Manidae
Gene: LMX1B
Product: LIM homeobox transcription factor 1 beta
Biological process (GO): regulation of transcription by RNA polymerase II; neuron differentiation
Cellular component (GO): nucleus
Molecular function (GO): RNA polymerase II transcription regulatory region sequence-specific DNA binding; DNA-binding transcription factor activity, RNA polymerase II-specific
Source: RefSeq, a predicted model, not a curated record
AUGGAUAUAGCAACAGGUCCCGAGUCGCUGGAUAGGUGCUUUCCCCGCGGGCAGACGGACUGCGCUAAGAUGUUGGACGGCAUCAAGAUGGAGGAGCACGCCCUGCGCCCCGGACCCGCCACUCUGGGGGUGCUGCUGGGCUCCGACUGCCCGCAUCCCGCCGUCUGCGAGGGCUGCCAGCGACCCAUCUCCGACCGCUUCCUGAUGCGAGUCAACGAGUCGUCCUGGCACGAGGAGUGUUUGCAGUGCGCGGCGUGUCAGCAAGCCCUCACCACCAGCUGCUACUUCCGGGAUCGGAAACUGUACUGCAAACAAGACUACCAACAGCUCUUCGCAGCCAAGUGCAGUGGCUGCAUGGAGAAGAUCGCCCCCACCGAGUUUGUUAUGCGGGCGCUGGAGUGUGUGUACCACCUAGGCUGUUUCUGCUGCUGCGUGUGUGAGCGGCAGCUCCGAAAGGGCGACGAGUUUGUGCUCAAGGAGGGCCAGCUGCUGUGCAAGGGGGACUACGAGAAGGAGAAGGACCUGCUCAGCUCUGUGAGCCCCGAUGAGUCUGAUUCUGUGAAGAGCGAGGACGAAGAUGGGGACAUGAAGCCAGCUAAGGGUCAGGGCAGCCAGAGUAAGGGCAGUGGGGAUGACGGGAAGGACCCUCGGAGGCCCAAGCGACCGCGGACCAUCCUCACCACGCAGCAGCGAAGAGCCUUCAAGGCCUCCUUUGAGGUCUCCUCCAAGCCCUGCCGAAAGGUCCGGGAGACACUGGCAGCAGAGACGGGCCUCAGCGUGCGUGUGGUCCAGGUCUGGUUUCAGAACCAAAGAGCAAAGAUGAAGAAGUUGGCGCGGCGGCACCAGCAGCAGCAAGAGCAGCAGAACUCCCAGCGGCUGGGCCAAGAGGUCCUGUCAAGUCGCAUGGAGGGCAUGAUGGCCUCCUACACGCCACUGGCCCCACCACAGCAGCAGAUCGUGGCCAUGGAGCAGAGUCCCUAUGGCAGUAGCGACCCCUUUCAGCAGGGCCUCACGCCACCCCAAAUGCCAGGUGACCACAUGAACCCCUAUGGGAAUGACUCCAUCUUCCACGACAUCGACAGUGAUACCUCCUUAACCAGCCUCAGCGACUGCUUUCUAGGCUCCUCGGACGUGGGCUCCCUGCAGGCCCGUGUGGGGAACCCCAUCGACCGGCUCUACUCCAUGCAGAGCUCCUACUUCGCUUCCUGAGAGCCCGCCAGGCCGCACGGACGCUUGGGCGAGAGUCCUGGGGUGCACUGCGGCCACAGAGGCCGGCCUCACCACCCCGGCCCACCGCCCGCCCAGACUCUGCAGACAGCCAUAUGGUGCCCUCCCUGGGCCAGCCAGGUGGGCAGAUGGGCGCAGCCUGGGCAGGGGCUGUGUCCCACCCACAGGGAUCCAGUCACCAGGACCCAGAGUUCUCGGACAGUCACUUGCCACCCAGCCCCACCUCGGCCUCCACCACCUCCUUCUCCCUCCCCAACUCUUUUUUUGGGAACCUUAAAUUCUCUCUAUUUUUUUAAAUGUCCUCUCUGUGUGAAGCCAACCUCCAUGGGCUGGGCCUAGGCCCAGGCAGGAACCCGUGCAUGCUCCAAGACGAUGACGUGCACACUGCCUCUUACCUGCAAGAAGUGUGUGUGCCUGAGCCCCACACUGGUGACCACCGCCCCCACCUCUGAGGGCAGGCCUGCCAGCUAGGCUCACCACCCCCAGGCCCAGAGCAGAAGUAGGGAACAGCCUGGCCGGUAUGCCAACCCCACCACAGCUCUGGCUGAGGAGGGGAAGGGUAGCCACCAGGAAAGGGCAGACAGAGCCCAGGCAGACUCGAAGGGAUGGAGACACAUGUGCAAAAGCACACACACUCACAGGCACACCCACACAGAUCCCCACACAGACAUGUAGAGACGCUGAGAGACAGAGAGGCCUUCUGCGGCCAGCCCUGCCGUGUUAGGAAGGGGAGAGGAGUUAGGCAGGGGCAGGGACUUCUUCUUCCCGCUGCAGUCAGAGGAACGUGGAGGAAGGGGAGGGGAUGGGACUUGAAGCGGGUGGACCCAGAUAUACCCUGGCCUCAGCCCAGAUGGGUGCUGCCUGGGUAGGCGGGACAGCUGCAGGCCCAUCCAACUCCAAGGGCAGAGACAGGGCCCACAGAACCAGGGAUUGCCAAGCCAAACGGCAGAACCUCUCUGUGAAGGGGACCCCGAAAGUCACCCACUCAGCACUUCAUCUGAUGUCUGGCUCCUGACCAAGCCACCUCUGCCUCUCCUCAAAUACCUCCAGCGACAGGGAGCCCACGGUUUCCUCAGGCCCCAAGUCACCUGCCCUUUUCUGCUGAUUUCACCUCUGCCUCUUUCAGUCCUUGCUUCUCAAAGCCAGGCUUGUCCAGUUUCUCUUAAAACUGCACCCCUAGCUGGUCUCCAGCUUCCUCUCUGAGGAUGUGGGGCAGAUACAACCCAAUCUUCCCAGUGACAUCAGCCAGCCAAAGUGAGCCGGCCCAUCACCUCCCCAACUGUAGGCACUCUGCCUCUGUUAAUAUAACCGAGAUGCAGUGAAUGGUUUAGGCCACAUACCUUGCAAACUCAACCUGUCUUUCUAUAACUGAACCCCCUGACCCCCGCACCUCAUACCCACACACACUGCAGUAAGCUACAUCUCUCUUCUCUCUGUGUGUAGGGGGAGGGGGCAUUUACUGUGUAGACCCAGCGAAGGACAUUGACUUUUCUUGUUACAUUUCCCUUUAUUUGACUGAGUACAGCCUGUGGAGUUCCUCUGUAUCCCAGCUCCGGGACCACCGGUCGGCUCUCCCUCCUGAGCAUAUCUGCUGACGUGAGGAGUCAGCCCUGUGAGUCUCACCCAAGGUGUGCGGACCAUCAGGGCCUCUCCCUGUCUGGUCUUGGCCCCUUAACCAGACCUCCCUGGAGGAUGCACUCUAACCUCCCUUGCAGCCCUGUUUUGUCAAAUACCCUGCUGGAAGCCAGAUACACUACAUCACUCCCACCCCAAACUGUUCUACUGUAACCCUGUCAAAAGAGGAAGUGAGGCCAGGGUGAGGGGCCCUGUCUCAGUGACCCCUCGCUGAGCCCUGGUGGCCGCUGUAUCCUCGGCCAGGUGCUCACUGCCCUGCCUUUAAUUCUCUCUGCCUUGGGGCCCUGCUGCCUGGCCCUCUCCGGGAUCCUCCAAGUUCCCCAGUGCUCUGUGGUUUUGCUCCUCUGUCCACGGUGGAGGCCUGAGGGCCUGGGCCGGUGUCCCCCCAACUCCUGGGCUCUUACACUCACGCUGGCAGGGGCAUGCGGAGAUGUGGCUCAGUAUCCACCCUCAUACCGAGCAGACAGCCCGGCCCUCUGUGCUCUCCCCUUCCCAUACAACUUCUGCAAAGAUAUCAGCUGAUGUCCUUGGCACUGCUGCAGCCUCCACACACCCCCAGGCUCCGUGCCAUCUCAGUCCUGUGCCACCCCCAGCCCCUUUGGCAGCUAUGCUGGUUUCUCGAGAGAUGCUCCUUUCUUCCCUUUGUGCUCACAUAGUCCAAAUCGUGCUGGGGCACUUGGGGCAUCGUCAGCGGGUAGAUGUCCUGGCCCCCCAGGGAGCCUGGCCCUUCUCUUCCAGACUCUAAGUUGGAAGGAACCUAGGAAUGUGCCAUCUAGUCCAUCACCUUUAUUUCACAGCUGGGAAACCUGGGCCAGGUGAGGGAGAGAACAGGGAUGCCCUGCCAGUCCCUCCUCCAUCCAUCUGGUGAACGCCCCCCAGGCCAGGGGGCAUGCCUUGUCCUAGUAAACUCUGGCUGGCCUCUCCCCACUCCAGGGCCUCACGAUCUCCCAAGUCCAGCCCAGGCUCUACCCCCACCAUGCACUGCCCCCUGCCAGGUGCUGGUACAGGGACACCCACAUGCAUGACGCACAGAUUAUCAAAGCCAGAGGGACUUGAGAGGGCCCUUCGUGCCAGAGACGCCCCGUCAGCCAUGGUUUGAGCGCCUCAGCUGUAUGCUGUGGCUCGCUGCCCCCAGGCUGCCCUGGACACUGAUGUCCACUCUGCCUAGUGCUAGCCUGGGCAUGGGGACCCAAACAGACGAGGUGUAGGUCCCACCCUCGAGGGACUCUCAGCUAGAAGGAGAGGCACACACACUCCAGCCCAGCUGUCCAGAUGUUGGUGGGCACCUAUUUCUCAGAUGAGGAACCUGAGGCUGAGAAAAGGGCGGCAAGCCUUCGGGGUCACCCAGCAGAAGGAUGCAGAGCCAGAGAGGCCGGGACCCCCCCAUCAUGCGGCGUGGGGCCCUCGGCACUGUGGUGGCUGUGGUGGGCAGCCCACGCGAAGAGGCAGGCAACAGUCUGGUCCAGGGAAAGAGGCAGAAAGUGAGAGGUUGGAGAAAAGCCGAGCCCGCAUCACUGCUGGGGAGGUCGAGUCUCAGAGGGGAGGAAUCUGCCCCAGGUAACACAGGUGGCGAUGGGAGAAUGAGAAGAAGGGGGGCUCCUGCUCCCAGCCAGAGCCCCGUCUUCCUGCUCCAUGGAGCUUCAGGGAGGCCGCACAGAGGGACACUGCACUUCCAAGGGUCAGACCACAGGGCCAGCAGCGCCCAUAAGGGAGGGGUCAGUGUAGGUGGGCCUCUUUGGGAGGCUUUCUGGAGGACGUGGAGGGGGUUCCCCAAGGCAGGUGAGCAGGGCCCAGCAGUCAUGCCCUGCCACGGGGCUGGUGGUGGCCUCUCCUCUAGGGGCUCAGCUGCCCCCAGCAGUGAGGCUGCCUCAUCUACCGGCAGGCAGCCAACGGCCCUCUUGCUUCACACACGCGGAGCCCCAGGGGCAGGCGAACCGGCUGACCCCUGCUUGGCUGCGGCUGAGCUCUGGGCACCCGCUCGGUGCAGGUUCACCUUCUGUCCGAGAGAGCCUGUGCGCUGGGGCUCACUCUGCCCUGUGGGGAAGACGGCUCACGCUCGCACGCAUGCACACAGACACACACACUCACACCCGCACACACAGAGGCUCACAGACCCAUACGCCCAGGCACAUGAGGCCUGGGGGCUGGGGAAACGGAAGGACCCUCCAACACUUGGUCCUCGGAAGGUGCGGUUCCCGUGAGCCUCUUGGCUGGCACCCCACCCUGACCAGGGUCCUGGGGGACGCCCAGCCCAGCCAGGUGUGGGGACUGGGCCACCGGCCAUUCCUGUUUUCCUUGUACAGACUCUCACUGCCCACCCGCCAUCCCCAGACACAUUUUAUUUAAUGACUUGUCAUUGUUAAAUUAUUUAUUAGCGUUUACCACGUCACCACCCUGACCCUGCCCUCCACUCUCACCUUCUGCCUCUUCCCACAAAAGCAGAAAAUGGAAACAAACAAAAAAAAAAGAUGAGACAUCAGUAUAUUUGUAAAUAAACCAACCUGUA